This is a messenger RNA of Rhinolophus ferrumequinum (greater horseshoe bat), 4581 nucleotides long. It is a transcript of the gene ABCB11, whose product is annotated as ATP binding cassette subfamily B member 11. The transcript is spliced from 25 exons. Gene Ontology annotation, biological process: transmembrane transport. Gene Ontology annotation, molecular function: ABC-type transporter activity; ATP binding; ATP hydrolysis activity. The record is from RefSeq and is a predicted model, not a curated record. Bases 30 to 3476 code for a protein of 1148 amino acids. NCBI's taxonomy places the organism in Eukaryota, Metazoa, Chordata, Mammalia, Chiroptera, Rhinolophidae. Gene Ontology annotation, cellular component: membrane.
AGAGUGACUGGCUGCAGAUUGCAACUACCAUGUCAGACUCAGUAAUUCUUCGCAGUGUGAAGAAAUUUGGAGAGGAGAAUCGUGGUUUUGAGUCAGAUGAAUCAUAUAACAAUGACAAGAGUUCACGGUUACAAAAUAAGAAGAAAGGUGACAGCAGUCAAGUUGGCUUCUUUCAAUUGUUUCGAUUUUCUUCAACGACUGACAUUUGGCUGAUGUCUGUGGGAAGUUUAUGCGCAUUUCUCCAUGGAUUAGCCCAUCCAGGCGUGCUACUCAUUUUUGGCACCAUGACAGAUGUUUUUAUUGACUAUGACACUGAAUUACAAGAACUCCAGAUCCCUGGAAAAGCAUGUGUGAAUAACACCAUAGUGUGGACCAACGGCUCCCUCCCCCAGAACGGGACAAAUGGACUGCGCUGUGGGUUGCUGGACAUUGAAAGUGAAAUGAUCAAAUUUGCCAGUUACUAUGCGGGAACCGCUGUCGCAGUACUUAUCACAGGAUAUUUUCAAAUAUGCUUUUGGGUAAUUGCCUCAGCUCGUCAGGUACAGAAAAUGAGAAAAUUUUACUUUAGGAAAAUAAUGAGAAUGGACAUAGGAUGGUUCGACUGCAACUCAGUGGGAGAGCUAAAUACAAGAUUUUCUGAUGAUAUUAAUAAAAUCAAUGAUGCCAUUGCCGACCAAAUGGCCAUUUUCAUUCAGCGCAUGACCACGAGCAUCGGUGGGUUCCUGCUGGGAUUUUAUCAGGGUUGGAAACUGACCUUGGUUAUUAUCUCUGUCAGCCCUCUCAUUGGGAUUGGAGCAGCCAUCAUUGGUCUGAGUGUUUCCAAAUUUACUGACCGUGAACUGAAGGCCUAUGCCAAAGCAGGGUCAGUAGCUGAUGAAGUCAUUUCAUCCAUUCGAACAGUGGCUGCUUUUGGUGGUGAAAAAAGAGAGGUUGAAAGGUAUGAGAAAAAUCUUGUGUUUGCCCAGCACUGGGGAAUUAGGAAAGGGAUAGUGAUGGGAUUCUUUACAGGAUUCAUGUGGUGUCUCAUCUUCUUGUGUUACGCACUGGCUUUCUGGUAUGGCUCCAAACUCGUCCUGGAUGAUGGAGAAUAUACAGCAGGAACCCUUGUCCAGAUUUUCCUCAGUGUCAUAGUAGGAGCUUUAAAUCUUGGCAAUGCGUCUUCUUGUUUGGAAGCCUUUGCAACUGGGCGGGCAGCAGCCUCCAGCAUUUUUGAGACAAUUGACCAGAAACCCGUCAUUGACUGCAUGUCAGAAGAUGGUUACAAGCUGGAUAGAAUUAAGGGUGAAAUUGAAUUCCAUAAUGUAACCUUCCACUACCCUUCCAGACCAGAGGUGAAGAUUUUAAAUAACCUCAACAUGGUCAUUAAAUCAGGGGAAAUGACAGCUAUGGUAGGAUCCAGUGGAGCUGGGAAAAGUACAGCCCUGCAGCUCAUUCAGCGAUUCUACGAUCCCAGUGAAGGCAUGGUGACUUUGGAUGGCCAUGACAUUCGCACUCUUAACAUUCAGUGGCUUAGAGCUCAGAUUGGGAUAGUGGAGCAAGAGCCCGUUCUGUUCUCCACCACCAUUGCAGACAAUAUUCGCUAUGGCAGAGAAGAUGCAACAAUGGAAGAUAUAGUCCAAGCUGCUAAGGAAGCCAACGCCUACAACUUCAUCAUGGACCUGCCACAGCAAUUUGACACUCUUGUUGGAGAAGGAGGAGGCCAGAUGAGUGGCGGCCAGAAACAAAGAGUGGCCAUUGCUAGAGCCCUUGUCCGAAACCCCAAGAUCUUGCUUUUGGACAUGGCUACCUCAGCGCUGGACAAUGAGAGUGAAGCUAUGGUACAAGAGGCACUGAGCAAGAUUCAGCACGGACAUACAAUCAUUUCAGUCGCUCAUCGCCUAUCCACGGUCAGAGCUGCAGAUGUCAUUAUUGGUUUUGAACAUGGUACAGCAGUGGAAAGAGGCACUCAUGAAGAAUUGUUGGAAAGGAAAGGAGUGUACUUCACUUUAGUGACUUUGCAAAGUCAAGGAGAUAAAGCCCUUAAUGAAGAGGACAUAAAGGGAAAGGAUGAAACAGAAGAUGCCUCACUUGAGAGCAAACAGACCUUUAGUAGAGGGAGCUACCAGGCUAGUUUAAGAGCUUCCCUCCGGCAACGCUCCAAGUCUCAGCUUUCUUACCUGGUACAUGAACCUCCAUUAGCUGUUGUAGAUCAUAAAUCUACUUACGAAGAAGACAGAAAGGACAAGAACAUACCUGUGGAAGAAGAAAUUGAACCUGCUCCAGUUAGAAGGAUUCUGAAAUUCAAUGCUCCAGAAUGGCCUUACAUGAUGGUGGGGGCUGUGGGGGCUGCUGUGAAUGGGGCAGUCACACCCCUCUAUGCCUUUCUAUUCAGCCAGAUUCUUGGGACUUUUUCACUUCUUGAUAAAGAAGAACAAAGGUCACAGAUCAAUGGUGUGUGCCUGCUGUUUGUAGCAGUGGGCUGUGUAUCCCUUUUCACUCAAUUUCUGCAGGGAUAUGCUUUUGCUAAAUCUGGAGAACUCCUCACAAAAAGGCUGCGUAAAUUUGGUUUCAGAGCAAUAUUAGGACAAAACAUUGGCUGGUUUGAUGACCUCAGAAAUAGCCCUGGAGCACUGACAACAAGGCUUGCUACAGAUGCUUCCCAAGUUCAAGGCGCUGCUGGCUCUCAAAUCGGGAUGAUGGUCAAUUCCUUCACCAAUAUCACGGUGGCCAUGAUCAUUGCCUUCCUCUUCAGCUGGAAGCUCAGCCUGGUCAUUGUGUGCUUCCUCCCUUUCUUGGCUUUGUCGGGAGCUGCACAGGCCCGAAUGUUGACAGGAUUUGCCUCUCAAGACAAGCAGGCUCUGGAGGUCGCGGGACAGAUUACAAAUGAAGCCCUCAGUAAUAUCCGCACUGUCGCUGGAAUUGGAAAGGAGAGGCAGUUUAUUGACGCAUUUGAGAGGGAGCUGGAGAAGCCAUUCAAGACAGCCAUUCGAAAAGCAAAUGUUUAUGGAUUCUGCUUUGGUUUUUCUCAAUGCAUAGUGUUUGUUGCAAAUUCUGCUUCCUACAGAUAUGGAGGUUACUUAAUUCCCAAUGAGGGGCUCCAUUUCAGCUACGUUUUCAGGGUGAUCUCCUCAGUUGUACUGAGUGCAACUGCUCUUGGAAGAGCCUACUCUUACACCCCAAGUUAUGCCAAAGCUAAAAUAUCAGCUGCACGCUUUUUUCAACUGUUGGAUCGACGACCCCCAAUCAAUGUAUACAGUAGUGCAGGUGAAAAAUGGGACAACUUCCAGGGGCAGAUUGACUUUGUUGACUGUAAAUUUACAUAUCCUUCUCGACCUGAUAUACAAGUUCUAAACGGUCUCUCAGUGUCGGUUAGGCCAGGACAAACACUGGCAUUUGUUGGAAGCAGUGGAUGUGGCAAAAGCACCAGUAUUCAGCUGUUGGAACGUUUCUAUGACCCUGACCAAGGAAAAGUGAAUCUUCAUUGCAAUGAGAAUUGAUAACAUUAUGAAGAGAAAUACUGAGAGAAACUCAGAAGAGGCCGCUAAAGAUUCCCUUGCAUAAAGUGAAGCAAGGAAAUAAGUAGAUAUUGGUAGAAUCCAGAAAAUUAUGAAAAUAAGGAGUAAGAGUUGAUUUUCUGUAAUUUAUAAUCACUUCUGUUAUUAAUUUUAGGUAUAAAGAUUUUAAUUUUUUGAUAAUAUUAGGUGACUGAUGAACCCAGAAAGCAUAUUGCACUUGGGGUCUGUUCUAUGCAAAGGAGAAGCUCUAGUUUCCCAAAAUAUCACAUCUACCAUGUCUAUCACCGAGGUCAAUUGUGAAUUGCAUGACAUACAGAGACCUGAAUCCUUCAUGUUUGAUUUUCUAACAUUGACACAUAUAUUAAGUAUAUUUCUCUGAAUGUGUUCAAUGAAAUUUCUGGUCAGAGGCAGAAAGCAAUGUCCAUGAAGAAAUCAGUAUGAUUCUUUUCAUUUCACACACACACUAUAUUUUGUUAUAUCCUUGUAAAACACUUCUACAAACAUUUUUAAAUAGAAAAAAAACAGCAACCUUUUAUGCAAUUUUUAAAAAUCCUCUGUGGUUUUAAGGAAGCUACCAAAUGCAGGCAUUUAGCCUUUUCAACAUCUAAUUGGAUACCUAUGAUAUGCAGUACUGACCUGGGCCCCAUGAGAGGUUCUAAUGAGAGUGAAGCAUAUCUUCUGUCUUCUAGGAGCUCACAAUACUCACACCUUUGUGUUUAAGUAUUAAAUUGUGCUUUGCAGACUGUAAAUACUAUGGAAAAUGAGUCGGGGAAGAUGAUAGAGACUAAUUUUGAGGAAUGCAUUAUAGUUUUUCUUAUUUGCUUUUUCGUUGCCAAGAAAUUACUAAAAUAUAAUAUCUCACAUUAUUUAAUAUAUAUUUUUGUGAGCUUAUAGGGCCAAAUACUUUACAGUAAUAUGUUAGACACACUGUACCUUUAUUAUUCUCGAGCUUUUAAGUGAACCAGCUCAAAUGGUGGAUACUUGAGGUCCUGUAUUUAACUGCCUAAUUAGGCUGUGAGUUCCUAGAAAACAGAGAUUAUGUUUUCUUUAUGUAGUAGACAAAACACUACUUACCAUGGUGCUUUGU